Messenger RNA from Closterium sp. Naga37s-1, 1215 nucleotides. The record is from the annotation of a GenBank genome assembly. Lineage: Eukaryota; Viridiplantae; Streptophyta; Zygnematophyceae; Desmidiales; Closteriaceae.
AUGGAAGGGUUUAGGAACGUGAGGUCUAAAAAGCAGGAUGUAGGGGUUCUCUCCUCUGUUCUUUGCCACCCCUUUCCCCCACCCCUCUCCCCCAUGCCUCUCUCUAACGCUUCUCCCCCACUCCUCCCGCCCACAACACUCCACCAUGCCUUUCUCCACUUCCCUUACCCCUCCCCCCACCUCUUCCCCACGCCGCCACCGCCCACCCGGCCCGAGGAGCCAGUCUGCAAGGAGGCUGUGGGAACCGGUGGCCAGCGCAAGUCGCUGUACGCGGGGCUGUGGGCCGGCGCACAAACCAGCCGCCUUCCCAUUGGGCCGGCGCACAAGCCAGCCAGCCGGCCUGCCAUCAUGUGUGAGUGCCAGCUUGGCCGGGCGUCUACCACCAGCGCAGCGCAAGGGGCCUACGAGCGGCCAGAGAAAGGCACAGCCUGUUGGGCAAAGGGGGAGCAAAGGGGGGGCGUGUGGCCGGUUCAGGUAGGGGCAGGGCAGGACCUGCAGCGGAUAGGCUGGGUGCAGCAGGCGAGUAGGGUGGGUGCCAGGAGCAGGUGGCUUGGACAGGCGGGUGGGGUGGGUUCUAGGAGCAGGUGGCUUGAACAGGCGGGUGAGGUGGGUGGUGCGCGGCAGGAGCAUGCGCACUGGACUUCACGGGAUCCCGACUUGGUGGUGUCAGAUGCCGCUAAGGAGAAGUUUCGUUUGCUCAAGGGACGCUGUAUUGUUUUGGCGCAGUCUGAGAUCGUUUCCGCCAAGGACGACAUCACGAUCCGGGAGUUGGAACGACAGAGCAAGCAGGCUGACGAGGAUUUGAAGAAGGCUGCGGCAUCGGAGGAGGUGCAGGAGAUGGAACUCGAACCUGCGUUGGAGGAGAUCCUAAACAAGCGGAUUAAGAAGGUUGAGGACAAGCUACGCAAGGAAAUUUUGGCGAAGCUUGAAGCCAGCCUAUCGAAAAAGCUGCUGAAGGAUCUUUCUCUUAAGGUACAGGAACCGACGCGGGCCGCUGCUGCUGAUCUAAAGCAGAAGAAUCCUACGGGGAAGCAGGUUGCUGCUACUACCGCGGGACCAAAGCCGAGGAGGAAGCGUGGUGGUAAAAAGAAGAAACAGCAGAAUUCCGGCACCGACACCGACAAGCAGACGGGAGGCCAAGGCAAGACGGCCACGGCCAAGGGACCAAAAAACGGCGGAGGCGGCCCCGACAAAGGGCCGCGCAAGAAGAACUAA